Venustampulla echinocandica is the source of this 1350-nucleotide messenger RNA. RefSeq lists its product as uncharacterized. The record is from RefSeq and is a predicted model, not a curated record. Lineage: Eukaryota; Fungi; Ascomycota; Leotiomycetes; Helotiales; Pleuroascaceae. The transcript is spliced from 3 exons. The coding region runs from base 1 to 1350 and encodes 449 amino acids.
AUGAAACGAAUUCUCUCCAACAAGUUCAAACAUUUGGUGCGGCUUUCCAAAUCGUCCACGCCUGAUCCCCCACCGGAUUCAACUUUAUCAGCAACAGCAGCCAGCGCCGACCUCCCCCAUACUAUACCUAUCCUCGAAAGACAAGUGGCCCCAGUAUCAGUGUCGGUGCCGGUACCAGAAAACCUACUGGUCGAGCCAGCCGGCGACAUUCCCCAGCUCAAUGCCACGCUGGAAAACCUCCCUCCUGAAAUCCGGCGUCAGCUCCUUUCGGUACUGGGCCUUGAAGAACUAAGUGCCUUAGUCCACGCGUCUUCCACCUUUCACCAGCAGUACCUGCUAGAUCGCAAAUCGCUGCUCUGUAAAUGUUUAGCCACCACGUUACGCAGCGCUACUGUCGACGCCUGUGCCGUCUAUCGGUCCAGCCUAGCCAGCUUUUUAGACGCGCGCACAGGUGAAACAGUCACUCAAUUUCUUAAGUCCUAUCAGAAUCGACGCUCUUCGACCCAAUAUUCGAUCCUUAACGAGGGGCUUACCGAGGAUGAGGUCGUAGGCAUGAUCGCCUUCCACUCCUCUAUUAUAAAGGCCCUUGCACGGCACUAUACCGACUGGGCGCUAAUCAAUCUCGCCACUGAGACCAAAGACUCGCAGAGUCACGGACUGCUUAGCAGGACGGAGGAGACGCGGCUGCUACGCGCCCUGUACCGCUUCCAGCUAUGCUGCAACCUCUUUGGCACCGGCCGCCACGGAAUUUUGCUUGAACCGGGCAAGGUAAAGUACAACCAAAUCUUCGACGACAUUCGCUGGGACGUCCACGAGGAGAACCCCAAGUUUGACGGCCAACGGCCGCCCACCCCUGAUGGGGCGUUUGAUCUAGACAAUAGCUGGGCUAGAAGCAGCCUCCUAAAAGGAACCAUCUCUCGUGGCCUCGAGCUGCUGUACACAGUUUUCUUCACGGUCAGAGAUCAUGCCCACCUCGUCUCGACGAUGCAGGAGCAUAUUACGUGGCCGGAAGGCUACUUUCUCGAGGGCGACGCCUUGGGCGAGACAGCACAGUUGCAGCGGCGCCAGGAGUGGCCGUCGAGCCGGGACCAGAAGGAGCAACGGCGUGACCCGCUACCCUUUGAGGGGGACAACGACCGGGAUGCAAACGGACCGCCACUGGCUUGGACGCUAAUUUGGCAGGGAACCUACAGCAACCUGUACGGACACUAUGUGGAAGAUAAUAUCCGCCGCUGGGGGUACGUUAUGUGGGAUGCGGUGCGGCUCGAGCGUACUGGAGCAAAGGAGGUGUUGGCGCGGCAGUGGGAGGCGGAUUGGGGGGACGGCGGUCCAAGAGAUACUCUGGUAUAA